ACCAGUGCACACGCACAUCCUGCAGCAGCAUCUCAGCAAGCAAGCAAGCAAGCAGCAGCAGCGACGACGACGACCGGGGUGCGCGACAGUCCAGUCGCGCGCACGGCUUCUUCCACGAGCACGCCACGCGACCGCGAACGACGUCGGGAAGCCGCCGCACGUGAACGCCGAUAAACUCCCACCGCCGUCGCGAAACAAGUGCCGGACCGAUUGCUCCUUUCGCGCCCGCGAAACCGCUUCCGCGCCGCCGACCCUGCACGCACAGGACUCUGCCACGCGGACUCGAGAGAGACCGAUAAGGGAUCGUUGUCGCCCGCGACUUCAGUGAUAUCGAUAAACCACCAUUGAGCGAUCCCAAGGAACGCGACUUUCGCGACACUUUCGUGCACGAUGCGUGGUGAUUGUGCGAUCUGUCAUCUAACUGGCGACUAUCGCGUUCAUAUAGGACUGUCAGUCGUCUGCGGGAUUUCGAAGAUCUUUUGGAGGAGAUGCUAGUUCAUUCGUGAGACACGCUCACUUGACACAAGUCGUACACCGGAAAUCUUAGACAUUCGUUGCGAGUGUGUGACUUUUAAUCGAAUCCUUCCACUCGAGUUCAAUUGACGAGCAUUCGAAGUGAUCGCAACGUGUGUCCUGCCGCGGGCUGACAGUAGACAGUGUGUCGAUGCUUAUCGAAGACCACUAACGAUCGCGAACAACGUCGAGGAUACCGCAAUGCGGCUGCAAUGACAUCUCGCCUGUGCAUCGUUAUGGGAUCGAUAAUUGGCGGUCGGUAGCGCGAGCGAUCUCGACCUGUCUUCCCUUCAAGGAACGUCGUAUCGACCUUUCCUUCCAUCCGUCCGUCCGUCCGUCUGUCUGUACGAUCAUCUGGACCACGCGACAGUCCCGACAGGGUCCAAGCAACAUGUGGCGAGUCGUAGUCGCGCGUUCCGACGACAACAGCACUCUUCUGUCCUCCGAGAUCACUUCUGGCGCGGUCGCGCCUAGUCACCUGUCGACCUUGCCGGCGCCGCCGUCGGGUCACCAUUGGGGUUACCCGCCGCCGCCUCAUCAUCCUCCCUAUCAGUCGACGCAGCACCCGGACAUGCGUCACCACCAUCACCACCACCACCACCACGACAUGCGCCCGCCGGGAUCUCACGAGCUACGACAUACCGCCGGUGAUCUUAGGAGCCAGGAGCUGCGGCACCCGGAGAUGCAGAGGCAUCAGGAGCUGCCGCGCCACCAUCAGGACAUCCAUCAUCGAUCCGACGUGGUCAGACACCAGGACGUCCGGCAUCAGGACAUGCCGGGAAUGAGAUCGGACAUGCCAGAAAUGCGUUCCAGUCACGAGUACUUGGAGCUAAAGAUUGACACCGAGCUGAGAGCUCCAGAGAACAGUCAGCCGCAGCAGCAGUCGCAGCAACAGUCGCAGCAACAGCAGCAGCAGCAGCAGCAGCAGUCGCAGUCGCAGCCGCAGCAGCAACAGCAGCAACAGUCGCAGCAGAGCCAAGGCCACCAGCAGAGGAGCUUGAAGAGGGCCAUGAGCGACUCCGACUGCGACGACGUGUUCUCGGAGGAGAGCGGCAAGGAACCAUGCAACUCACCCGGAGGAGACUCCUGUCAACACGCGUCGCGGAAACGCAGAAGAGGGAUGAUCGAGAAGAAGCGUCGCGACAGGAUCAACGCGUCCCUAGGUGAGCUGCGGCGACUGGUGCCGGCGGCUGCGAGAGAUCCGCACAGCGGAAAGCUCGAGAAAGCGGAGAUCCUGCAGCUCACCGUCGAGCAUCUGCGUACGCUCCGCAACAAGGGACCGGAAGGAUACGACAGCACGAAACUCGCGAUGGACUACCACGCGGUAGGCUGGGGCGAGUGCGCUGCCGAGGUGGGUCGUUACCUGGUAACCAUGGAGGGUCUGGACGAGAGGGAUCCCCUUCGGCUACGGUUGCUGUCGCACCUGCAGAGCUUCCACCGCGAGCAUCCGCCGUCGGGCGCUGUGCCGUCGGCGGUGCCGCCGGCCACGUCGUUGACGUCGUCGUCCACUGCCAGCGGCUACGACCCGCCGAGCACAGUCUCUAGCGGUAUGCCAGCCGGACCAGCUAGCAUGCAGCAUCUUUUAAGCAGCAGCACCAUCGGCUGGAGCCAAUACCCGGGUCAGUAUCCCCAGCAACAACACGGGAAGCCUUACCGACCCUGGGGAACAGAACUGGCAUACUGAUCUCGUAGUUGACGCGCGACCGACAGCGAAUCGACCGGUGCAAGAGCGGUAUAAGUCGGUGAAGUUUCAAGUAGAAAGAAAAACAAAAAGACCGCCCUCUUCAAAGGCUCGUUUAUAACAAUAAUUAUCCCCCGUGGAUUAUUUUAUCGUUUCUACUUUACUUUUCUACUCACAGUUUACUAAGUGCAGUUGUAGAAAAGUUGAAAGGAAAUAUUACGACGUAGAUGAAUCUUUUAUCAGUGCUUUUUUAAUCAGCAAAUAAUUAGUAAUAAUAUUUAUUCCAUGUAGAAAGAAGGUAAAUCGACAUUAUAUCGCUCUUCUAUCGAUCGCGUCGGCGUGUGGAUUGGAUAGAACUCAGUUACCGCGCUUUUCGACGUUCGUCCUCACGUUGAUCGGUCGAUUGUACGUCACUUCUCUCGAGGGCUCAUCGAUAAUUUAGAGAAACUGUUCGAAGUUAGAGAGAAAUGCGAAUAUAUAUGUGUAUAUAUAUAUAUAUAUAUAUAAAGAUUUUCGAUAUGAGACACGUAGCUGCAACGUGAGAGGCAAACCUUAUCGUUUUCGUGUACAUACAUGUAUUUUUUACGAUACUUCGACAGUGUAUUUCAACGUAUCUCAGGAAUUCCGAGCGACCAAAACUGUAUAUCGAUGUAUUUAUACAAUGAGUGAGAUAAUGAUAGUCAUGCAAGUACCUAAUUAGGAUAAUACAAUAAAUUAUUGAUACGGGCAGCGCGCGCCGGACUCUGUAUAUAUGUACGGACUGUACAUACGCUCGUGUAAAUAAUAUAUGACGUAUUCGUAAUGUUUAUAUCGGGUUACUUCGUAAUCUCGACUUUACUGAUUCGUGCACCGUCGUUUCUUCCGAGCUCGCGCUAAUCGUCGGCGAUAAGCGAUUGCGCGAGCGCGCAAAGUCCAGCGAAAGAAGAAGAUGAGAAAGAAAUAAAAAAAAGAACACGCGCAGAGAUGGAAGAGGAGAAACGGCCGUGGUACGCAUGUCGGGACGUGCCAUUACGCAUUUCAGUGUAUACAUGUGAGAGAGGCCUGAGUAUUUUUGCAAUACAAUUUUGUAAUAAAACGAUAACA
Odontomachus brunneus is the source of this 3277-nucleotide messenger RNA. It is a transcript of the gene Hey, whose product is annotated as hairy/enhancer-of-split related with YRPW motif protein-like. Gene Ontology annotation, molecular function: RNA polymerase II cis-regulatory region sequence-specific DNA binding; DNA-binding transcription factor activity, RNA polymerase II-specific; protein dimerization activity. The record is from RefSeq and is a predicted model, not a curated record. Gene Ontology annotation, cellular component: nucleus. NCBI's taxonomy places the organism in Eukaryota, Metazoa, Arthropoda, Insecta, Hymenoptera, Formicidae. Gene Ontology annotation, biological process: regulation of neurogenesis; regulation of transcription by RNA polymerase II; anterior/posterior pattern specification. The coding region runs from base 905 to 2197 and encodes 430 amino acids. The transcript has 3 exons.